Messenger RNA from Pseudoliparis swirei, 666 nucleotides. It is a transcript of the gene mcee, whose product is annotated as methylmalonyl CoA epimerase. Gene Ontology annotation, cellular component: mitochondrion. The transcript is spliced from 3 exons. Lineage: Eukaryota; Metazoa; Chordata; Actinopteri; Perciformes; Liparidae. Gene Ontology annotation, molecular function: methylmalonyl-CoA epimerase activity. Bases 18 to 539 code for a protein of 173 amino acids. Gene Ontology annotation, biological process: L-methylmalonyl-CoA metabolic process. The record is from RefSeq and is a predicted model, not a curated record.
GGUUCCGACAUACAAACAUGGCGUCCGCAAUGCUGAAGGUUGCAGUGGCAGGGCUAUCCAGAUGUUCUCGCCUCACACUCCUGAGGACGUAUUCAACAAAACCACCCCUCCACCAGAGCCUUCCUGGGUCACUCUGGAAGCUUGGGAGGCUAAACCACAUUGCCAUCGCUGUCCCUGACAUGGAGAAGGCCACGGCUCUGUAUCGGGACGUGCUGGGGGCCACAGUAAGUGAGCAGGUGCCCCUGCCCGAGCACGGCGUCUACACAGUGUUUGUGGAGCUCGGGAACACUAAGCUGGAGCUGCUCCAUCCUCUGGGGGAGAAGAGCCCGAUCGCUGGCUUCUUACUGAAGAACAAAUCUGGAGGGAUGCACCACAUUUGUAUUGAGGUAGACAACAUUAACAAUGCAAUAGCAGACCUGAAAGCAAAGAACAUCAGAACUCUGUCAGCAGAGCCCCGGAUAGGUGCUCACGGGAAACCGGUGAUGUUCCUCCAUCCUAAAGACUGUGACGGUGUGCUGGUGGAGCUUGAAGAAGCCUGAACACCUCAGUCUGGCAGGAAAUGUGGGAGCUGUUAAUUCACAUUUAUAUAUUCCAGUCAGUUUUCUGACAAAUGUUGAUUUUGUAAUAUUGUUUUUUGUAUAAAUUUCGAUCUCAAGUUGCCUUAAA